Molecule: messenger RNA, 1418 nt
Organism: Myodes glareolus (Bank vole)
Lineage: Eukaryota; Metazoa; Chordata; Mammalia; Rodentia; Cricetidae
Gene: C21H9orf50
Product: chromosome 21 C9orf50 homolog
Source: RefSeq, a predicted model, not a curated record
CUGCUGCCGCCGCUACUGCAGUCCGGCAUGGCCCGGGGAGCGGGGACCCGGGGGACCCGGCAGCCCAAGGCCCGCGACGACCCUGACACCGUGGGCGCGCUGCUGGGGGAGUUUCUACCCACCAAGUUUCGCGACUUCCUGCACCAGCUGCGCGCCAAAUGCGCGCAGCCGGAGGCGCACCUCCCCGCAGCACCCUCAACGCCACAGUACCCCAAGGGUGCAUCAGAGCACUGCCUAGGUUUGCGUCGUUCCUGCUGCUCAUUCCUCCCAGACCUGUGGGACCAGUCGUUGCAUUCAGAGGACAGUUUUAGAGAGAAGCCUACCCUGGGGCCUCCAAGAGGUGAAUUCAUCACAGCCAAAAAGGCCAACCCCCCCUCUGGAGAAGGCUCAAGGCCUCGCCGGCGCUAUUGUCCUUUCCGGGUGAGAUUUGCCGACGAAACCCUACAGGACACAGCACUCCGCUACUGGGAACGCAACCGUGCAGUUCGUCAGAACAUCUUUCCGUGUGAGCAGACGACUUUGCCUGCCGUGUCUGUGUCAGAGCGGGUACUUGGGAGUGUUGGGAGAUGGCUGGACAGUCUGCCCAGAGCCCUGCGUCCCAGGGUCCAAGACACUGUGGCCGGCUCCUCGUACUGGAACUGCCCCCGAGUGUCAGCUCAGGAACCACAGCUCUACCUUUCUGAAGAUGCCACCAUGAGCAGCCGCCUACCCUUCAUCUCCAGGGCCACCACACCAAGGCCAAGGGGAGGCCUCAGGACCUUCCUGGACACUCCUAACACUGUGGAGCAGGAGUCCUUUCUGCCCAGCUUGGUGCUGCAAUCCAUCCUGAAGCGAGGCCGCCCUAAGGGCUACCGGCUCCUCCUGCCAUCCACAAACCGGCAGCAGGCUCAGAGGUCAGUCCAUGUCUGAAGCAGACCCCAGCCGUUAUCUUAACCUGGGGCAAUGGAUAAACAACUCCUUCAGUGCCAGAGGCUUCUCUGCCCACCGUCUUGUAGAGUGAGGGUAUCCAGACCCCAGCCCAGGAAAAAGAGCCCUGCGUGUGGGUAAACCUUAGCCCUCUCAGCCUGCUACAGUGUUCAAAUCCACAUGGGGAAGGGGCCCGAGACAAGAUGGCAGGCACCUUCUAGAGUUUAUUUGCUGUACGAACCUAGCCACCUCCAUACACGUGGGCACUCUACGACGCCACGUUCCCAUUUUCCUGGAGGAAAUUUGGGAGCCUCCCUCCCUCUGGAGUUUCCGACUUGAGCUCUGACCAGGUCUUUAUCGCCACCUGCUGGCCGGUGAAGAAACAGCUCGGACACUCUGCAGAGAGUGAUCUAAACCCGGAAACAGGAUGCUAAAGCGGCGUUUGUGCUGGUUUGGGCUGGUCAUCUUGGGGAUCGGGUGCGCUGGGGAUAGUAAAGGGAUGAAGAAAGGUA